AUGUUACACUUACAACCACACAAUUUACUUAUCCAAAAGACCUUGACUGAGGCCAUUGAAGCGGUUAACAAUGGUACUCCAUUAACGUUAGAUAGAAUUGUCUCCGAUUUUGAUUACACAACAUUCCAUAUUUCUAACUCAGAUGAAGAGAAGAGUACUUUGCUUUUAAGUGUCAAAACCAAGGCGUGGGCGAGUGUCGUAAAUUGUGGGGAUUUACUUUCAUAUCUUCAGUCAUCUUUCACAAAGUUCAAUGGUAUCGAAAUUCCAUCAAAUUUUGAAAAUGGCUACAAUUAUACUUUAGCACUCGAUCUUAAGCAAUUAGAUCAAGAAUCUGUGGUUCAAGCAUCAUUACUAAAAACCAUGAUCAUGAGUUUCCCAUUCAAUUUAUCAUUCGAAGAAUUCAACAAAUUGAGUUCUCAACCUGCUCCAACGACAGAAUACGAACUAAAUAAUAUUAACAACAACGCUCCAGUUUUCAAGAUUGAGUACAGAGAUGAUGAGAAUAUCUUUAUCAAACCUUCGUUCGAUCGUAUUACUGUCAUUUUUGAGACCAUUUUCCAAGAUGAGACAGAUAAGAUCCUCGGUAAAGUGUUCUUGCAAGAAUUUGUAGACGCCAGAAAGAGGAACCGUGGUAUUCAGUCUGCUCCACAAGUUCUUUUCUCACAUGAACCGCCUUUAGAAUUAAGAAACUUGAGUGAAUACUCGAAUUAUACUGAUAUCAGCUCUAGUAAAAGAUUCAUUACUUUUGUAUUAUUUCCACGUCAUUUUGCAAAUGAUGAAUUGAAAUUCAAAUCAGUUGUCCAAUUGACUCUAUUCAGAAGCUAUUUCCAUUAUCACAUCAAGUGUUCAAAAGCUUAUUUGCAUUCCAGAAUGAGAUAUAGAGUUGAUACAUUUGUUAAAGUUUUGAACAGAGCGAAAGUUGAUGAGGAAGAAGAUUCAAAGGAUGCUGACAGUGAACAACAUGUCAGGAGAACGAUCACAGGAAGAAAAGUUGUUUAUUAG
This is a messenger RNA of Kazachstania africana CBS 2517, 1002 nucleotides long. It is a transcript of the gene ARC35, whose product is annotated as Arc35p. Gene Ontology annotation, cellular component: actin cytoskeleton; Arp2/3 protein complex. Lineage: Eukaryota; Fungi; Ascomycota; Saccharomycetes; Saccharomycetales; Saccharomycetaceae. The transcript has a single exon. Gene Ontology annotation, biological process: actin filament polymerization; Arp2/3 complex-mediated actin nucleation. Bases 1 to 1002 code for a protein of 333 amino acids. Gene Ontology annotation, molecular function: actin filament binding; structural constituent of cytoskeleton. The record is from RefSeq and is a predicted model, not a curated record.